This is a messenger RNA of Panicum virgatum (switchgrass), 1153 nucleotides long. RefSeq names its product dynamin-related protein 3A-like. The record is from RefSeq and is a predicted model, not a curated record. The transcript is spliced from 9 exons. Gene Ontology annotation, cellular component: membrane; microtubule; cytoplasm. NCBI's taxonomy places the organism in Eukaryota, Viridiplantae, Streptophyta, Magnoliopsida, Poales, Poaceae. Gene Ontology annotation, molecular function: GTP binding; microtubule binding; GTPase activity. Bases 83 to 793 code for a protein of 236 amino acids.
UCCAAAAGAAAGAAAAAAGAGAAAAAACCCCGCGCCCCUCCCUCAAUAACUCAUCUCCGAAAACCCUACUCUGUCGGCGGCGAUGGCGAAGUCGGCGGCGGCGGCGGAGGCAGCACCUGAGACAGUGGGGCAAGCAGUGAUCCCGCUAGUCAACAGCCUGCAGGACAUCAUCGCACGGCUGGACGGCGACGCCGCCGCCGGCCUGGAGCUGCCACAGGUGGCGGCGAUCGGCGGGCAGAGCAGCGGCAAGUCCAGCGUGCUGGAGGCUCUCGUCGGCCGCGACUUCCUCCCGCGGGGCCCCGACAUCUGCACGCGCCGUCCUCUCGUGCUCCAGCUUGUGCGCCACUCGGCUCCCGAGGAAUGGGGGGAGUUCCUCCACGCCCCCGGCUGCCGGUUCCACGAUUUCGAACAGAUCAAGCGCGAGAUCCAGCUUGAAACGGACAAAGAAGCUGGAGACAACAAAGGUGUUUCUGAGAAACAAAUUCGUUUGAAAAUCUUUUCACCAAAUGUCCUAGACAUCACCUUGGUUGAUCUUCCUGGAAUAACACGGGUGCCAGUUGGAGACCAGCCUAGUGAUAUUGAGUCAAGAAUAAGGACAAUGAUCAUGCAAUACAUUAAGCAUCCAAGUUGUAUUAUCUUGGCUGUCUCCCCAGCAAAUGCAGAUUUAGCUAAUUCUGAUGCACUCCAACUGGCAAGGCUUGCUGAUCCUGAUGGGUCUCGUACAAUUGGUGUUAUCACCAAGAUAUCAUGGACAGGGGCACUGAUGCUCGUAACUUCUUACUGGGAAAUGUGAUCCCACUCAAGCUUGGUUAUGUAGGUCUUGUAAAUCGCAGCCAGGAGGAUAUCAACUUUAACCGAAGCGUCAAAGAUGCACUUGCUUUUGAGGAGAAGUUCUUCUCGACUCUACCUGCUUAUCAUGGUCUUGCACAUUGUUGUGGUGUUCCUCAAUUGGCCAAGAAACUAAAUAUGAUUCUACUAAAGCAUAUCACAGAUAUGCUUCCAGGCUUGAAAACUCGCAUCAAUGCUCAGUUGGUAGCAGUUGCGAAGGAACAUGCUGUCUAUGGUGAUACUGUAGAAUCAGCGGCUGGUCAGGGAGUUAAACUAUUGAAUAUAUUGAGAAAAUAUUGUGAAGCUUUUUCUUCCAUGGUGGAGG